CAGCCGUGUGGAUCACUAAAAAUAUGUGUGCCAAGGCAAUCAUCUUUCUGCUUAGCUUAGUGCUCUUCAUCAUAGUCUCUCAAGGGCAUCCAGAGAGCCGCAUUGUAGGCGGCUUUGCAGUCAAUAGUGUGCGGCAUCCGUACAUGGCAUCUUUGCGUUACAGGCGAAAUGUACUUGAUGGGAGUGGCUACCUUCACGAAUGUGCAGGCGUUAUCUACUCGGAACGUGCGAUUGUGACGGCUGCCCAGUGUUUGUGGGGAUUAAGUGAAGGCAGCAAGUUAAUGGCUGUGGUCGGUGCGCAAACACGCAAUGGCACCGAUGGAAUGAUCUAUCCUAUAUCGCAGUGGAGCUACCAUCCGAAUUUUGAUUACUAUACCGCUGACUAUGACAUUGGAGUGGUAGUACUAGCAAUGCCAAUGGACUUGGCCGGCCAUGAGGUGCGUGCGAUCGGAAUACGAACCGAGCGGCCAGGGGUUGGGCGCAAUGCGAUUGCGGCUGGCUGGGGCUACCGCGAAGAGGGAGGUCCAUCCAGUUAUUGGCUGGAACAGGUACAUGUACCAAUAGUAAGCGUGGAAAAGUGCGGUGAAGUUUAUGGGGCGAAUCAAAUAACAGAGCGUAUGAUUUGUGCAGGUGACUUAACAGAGGGAGGUCGCGACGCCUGCCAGGGUGAUACAGGCGGACCGUUAGUCAUUGACGAACAAUUAGUCGGUCUGGUGUCAUGGGGCCGUGGCUGUGCAAGGAUAGGCUACCCAACAGUAUAUACGUAUGUUAGUAGCCUAAAAGAUUGGAUAGACGAGACGUUGGCGGCGAUUAAUGAAUUAUAAGUGCAAACUAUGUCCAAAAUCGAAAGUUCGAGUAGUUGAUACCAGCUAGUGGGCACUAGCUUAUCGUUAUCGCAAUAGAUUGCACAUAAUUGAAUAAUACAAUUUACUUCAAUUAAGUAACAGGAAAUAAAGAAAAAUUACCGAAAAAACAUGCAA
This is a messenger RNA of Scaptodrosophila lebanonensis, 980 nucleotides long. RefSeq names its product trypsin eta-like. The record is from RefSeq and is a predicted model, not a curated record. Bases 24 to 824 code for a protein of 266 amino acids. Gene Ontology annotation, biological process: proteolysis. NCBI's taxonomy places the organism in Eukaryota, Metazoa, Arthropoda, Insecta, Diptera, Drosophilidae. The transcript has a single exon. Gene Ontology annotation, molecular function: serine-type endopeptidase activity.